Clarias gariepinus (North African catfish) is the source of this 7525-nucleotide messenger RNA. RefSeq names its product microtubule-associated protein 4. The record is from RefSeq and is a predicted model, not a curated record. Gene Ontology annotation, molecular function: microtubule binding. NCBI's taxonomy places the organism in Eukaryota, Metazoa, Chordata, Actinopteri, Siluriformes, Clariidae. The coding region runs from base 93 to 4334 and encodes 1413 amino acids. Gene Ontology annotation, cellular component: neuron projection. Gene Ontology annotation, biological process: microtubule cytoskeleton organization; neuron projection development. The transcript is spliced from 18 exons.
CCCGAGGGCGGAUCAUCAGCGACGCUAACGAUACUCCAGACGCCCGAGGAACUGUCAAAAGGGGGCAAAAACAGGGUACAAAACGCAGAAGGAUGGCAGACCUGACACUGAGCGAUGCUCUGACUGACAGCGUGUCCCCAUCUGUUGAGGAGAACAUAGUGGAGAGGGAUUUUAUAGCCACGCUGGAGGCGGAGGCCUAUGAGGACAAGGUCGGGGAGACGGUGGACAAGGCAGACUACAUCCCACUACGAGAUGACGAUGAAAAGGAAACAGGUGCAGUGUUGGAGAAGGGAGAACAGAAUGCCCAAGGGGCACCCAAACCUGGCACUGUAGGUCUAACAGGGACGACGGAGGAACUCAUUUCGUUUUCGCACCAGGAGUUGCAGAAGGAAGUGCAGCCACAUCUAAUAGAUCAGCAGGCCUUGGUGUCAGACUUCCUGCCAGGAACUAUGUCGGAUUUUCCUGAUCACUGGGGUGCUCAGUCUCACCCCCCUCAGAUGAUGGACACUGGCUUCAUGGGACCUUUCUCAGGUUUCUCUCAGCCAGUGGGAAUGGGAAUAAACAUGGAUAUCGGUGUUGCAUCACUCCAUUCAGAAAAACCUUCAAGCAUUGCCGACACACAGCAACCACCGUUGUUGGCUGCAGAGGCACCUAUAAUCCCCAAGAACCCUACGGCCUUGUCAGCAGGUGUCUUUGGUGACUGCUGGCCAGAUGAUGCUGGCAUUCCCUCUGACCUGCCCUUCACUCCCAGUGUCUCUACCGUGAUCAGUCGUCAUGCAGGCCAUCUAACGGAGAGCCAACAGGAUGCCCCUGACAACCAGUGGUCCCUCAGAGAUAGUGGGCUGGGGGACAGGGAUGAAAGAGAAAAUGAGGGAACUGAUCACAAAAAGGAGAAAAAGAAGAAGAAAAGAAAGCCCAAGGAUGAAGUCUUUGACCAAACAGACAGUAAGAUUAAGCUUGAAAUGCAGAGUGAGACCAUUGAUCUCUCUGAGGGACCCCAGCAGAUGUUGAUGCAGAAGGAACAUGAUCGAGAUGAAAGCUGGAAACAUCAGGAUGUCAGUCGGGCUGGUGGAAGGAUUAAGAAAGGCAAAAGCCGUAAGAAGAUUCCAGAAGAAUGGGCAAUUCAUGCAGAGCCGUUUGUUCCUACUUCACCAUUAAUUCGUCAUGAGUUUGAAACUGAAUUAACAACUUGUCCAGUACCUGAAGAGAUUCAAGCCUCUAGACAGGGUCUGAUCUCUUUCACUGAGGAUUUCACUGAUGAAGGCCUUAUGCCAUCAUCACUUGCCAGUGAUCUGCAUUCACUUACAGCUAGUUCUCCAUUGACACCUGUGGAAAGCAACGUUGCACCUCAACCAGGAACAUCCUCAUGUGAGGGACCCGUUUUUUCAACCACAAGCCAUUUGUCUAUGUCAUCUGGUUUCCAGGAUAUGCUUAUGGAACCAGAUAGUGGUGACAUGGGUAGUACGAAAGAUGCCUUUACCCUCCCAGUUACAUCAAGUAAAUUUGACGCUCAUGUGCCUGCGAUGAAUCCCCAGUCCUUUGUGUCUACUGAAGGAGCUUUUGAAGAGGCCAUAUUUAAACAAGAGCCAUCUUUCGUUGACCUGACAGUGGGCACCCAGGUUUUGGCUACUGAUCCUGUGGUUGACCCCUUAAUGUCCACUCCUGGUAAAGCUGGUUUUGGAUCAUCCAUGGAAGCUUUGAUCUCAGCCCCUCCAUUCUCACCAUCUCAAACUGCUUGGUCCUUUAAUAGCUCAAAUCUGAACAACCAGAGCGAGGUCUUUGAUAUGUCAGGCAUGGAGGGUACUACCUAUAAUACACCUGCGUCAGUCCCUUUACCAUCGCCAAAAAGCAAAACACCAAAAGAGGCAAAGCCAAAGCAGAACAGGAAGACCCGUUCAUCCUCAUCAAAGAGUCCCACAUCAUCUGAAGCAAAACCACUUUCUCCACCAAAUUCUGGUUUGAACCCUGCUGCUCCACCAUUCUUCCCUAGCUUUGCUGAACCUCGAGAGCAUGUGACAGACCUGCCUGUCAUGCAGCAAGUCAAAACAGAGAUCAUUCAACCAGAGGUGGAAAUAGAGAGCCUGGAAAAGUCUGAUGUGUUCAGCAAAGAAGACAAGAUGGACAAAGUUGAGAAGAGAAACCAUCCUGACCAGAUGGCCAAAGUGGAAGAGACUGAUAUAAAAGACCAAAAGGAAAACAAAGACAGUGGUGAAAAGCAAGAGGCAUUUACCAAGGUGGAAAAAGUAGAACAGGCACCUGUAGCUGAUAAGUCAGAUAAACCUGAGAAAACCGAGCAGCUUGACAAGACAGAAAAGGUUCAGACACCUGAAAAAACAGAUACAAGUAAAAAGCCUGACAGUUUAGAGCAAGUAGAGAAAUCUCUUGAUUUUAAAGCUAGUGAGGGUAAGAAAGAUCUGUCUUCAGAGAUGGACAAGGAGGUGAAAGUGGAAAAGGUGGACAAAGUCGAAAAGCUAGAGUUGAAAGCAGAAACUACCAAAGUUGAUAGUGGCAAAACAGAAGAGGACAAAAGUAAGAGGGCAGAAGAAAAGCCUGACAAUAAAUUAGAGGAUAACUCUGCUAAGGACAAGCUCGACCAAAAGCCUGAUGAGAAAACAGAAAAGGAGAAAGCUGAGAAAGACAAGCUUGAUCAAAAGCAUGAUGAGAAAACAGAAAAGGAGAAAGCUGAGAAAGACAAGCUCGAUCAAAAGCAUGAUGAUAAAACAGAAAAGGAGAAAGCUGAGAAAGACAAAAUAGAUCAGAAGCAUGAUGAUAAAACUGAAAAGGAGAAAGCUGAGAAAGACAAGAUUGAUCAGAAGCAAGAGAAAGACAAAUCUGAGAGUGAGGUUGUUAAGUCAGAUAAAGAUGUAGCCCAAAAAACAGGUGCUGUGGAAGAGACAAAGGUGUCUAAGGAAGGAGAGAAAACAGAAAAAACUGGAACGGAGGUGAAAAAAGACCCAUCUGCCAAAGUGGAGAAAGAAGACAAAACUGAAAAAGCCAAAAAAGCAGCACCUAAACCUGUGGUGACUAAUGGUGCUAGAACUGUAUCAGGAAAAGACCUGCCUAGUCCAGAGAAAAAAACCAAGCCUGCUACCACGACAACCAAAACGACUGUGGCCAGGUCCCGGCCAAGCACGGUAUCCAAUGCUGUGACUGCUCCUAAGCGCCCAACCCCAGCCCCUACCUCCACAAGCACCACCUCUGCUACCCCCAGCAAAAAACCUUCUGUGCCCAAGGCACCCACACCAACGGCUGGCACCAAGCGUCCUGCUUCGGCUGCCAGCCGUCCCUCCACCUCAACCACUGUGGCCAGUGAGGUCAAGCAUAAGUCAGCCACAGAGUCUUCAGUGCCAAAGUCCCAUGCUGCUCCAUCCCGGCUCACAGCCUCUAAGAAUGGUACAUCUACCACAGCGGUGAGCAAAACCACCACAUCAAGUGCCCUGACAGCACGGCGCUCUGUGGCUACAAAGACUGAGAGUAAAACAGGGGAAGAGAAGAAACCAAGUACUCUGAAGACCACAGACUCCACCAAACCCAAAUCUGCAACUGCCAGACCAUCCACCAUUACCAGUAGUACCGCAACCCGCACCCGCACCACUAAACCUACCACGACCACUAACAGUUCAGCCAGCACAGUGCCAGAGAGGAAGCCUCCUGUACCCCGUGCCCCUCGAGUCAGCUCUACUACCACAACAACCAGUACCACCACCAAAACCAGUAGUCGCCCAGCAACGGCUCAAGCCCAGGAUGGUAAAAAUGUCCGCUCCAAGAUCGGCUCUACCGACAACAUCAAACACCAGCCCGGAGGAGGAAAGGUCACAGUUUCUCAAAGCAAGACGGAUGCUCUUGCUCAGGGCUCCCUCUCCAAAGAGACCAGCCAGGGCAAAGUUCAGAUAGUCUCGAAAAAGGUGGACUACAGCCAUGUUACAUCUCGCUUGGGUUCCAAGGACAAUAUCAAGCAUGUUCCUGGUGGUGGGAAUGUCCAGAUUCUCACUAAGAAGGUUGAUUUGAGUAGAGUGACUUCAAAAUGUGGUUCAAGGGUCAAUAUCAAGCAUAAGCCAGGAGGUGGAGAUAUAAAGAUUGAGUCUCAUAAAGUGAACUUUAAAGACAAAGCCCAGUCUAAAGUGGGCUCCUUGGACAACGUCAGCCAUGCACCAGGAGGGGGGAAUGUUAAGGCUGAGGGGGAACAGGAGACAGUUGAGGGCAGUGGGGCUACCUCUAGUGGCUCAGCCGGCCCAGCCCAGGAGAAUGGGCUGAAGGAGAGCACUGCAUGUGGGGACGAGGCACUCCGGGACCCCCAGGGCCUGGAUUCUCUCAUCCCUGAAACAAGCAUCUAAUUCUUCUUUUUGCUAUCACCUCAUCAUUUCAUUUCCAAAACACUUUCUGUCCACCUACUUUCCCCUCCUUUUAUGUCCAAAUCUUUUUCUUCUUCUUUCUUUAUGUUUUUCCCCCAAAACUCCCUGCUGCAGAUUGAGUCUUUCAAGCUCAACUUCCGCGUGAACGCCCGCUCUCGCACGGACCACGGCGCCGACAUUGUCACCUGGCCCGUUGUGGGCGACGGCCCCGCACAACCCCAUCCGCUCCGCAACAGUGUCUCAUUCAACGACUCGUUGGUGACAGCCCGCUUGCCCCGCUCUUCCACCACCCCCGCCCUCCUCUCUGCCUCUCAAGAGCAAGAGGGUGAUGCUGACUCACUCAACACACUCCGCACGUGACUUCCACCACUCAUCUGUAGCUCUCAUAACCUUGGUCCAUGGGUACACUGUUUCCAUCUAAGUAAUCAGUCUGGUGAUUAAUAGGUGAAAAUAAAAAUUUGGCAGAAUCUAUUCACUGCCCCUUCCUUAGCUGCACAACUUGUAUAACUUAUAUUCAUACUCAUUUUGUUCAACAUAUUCCCUAAUAGGCUCCUGACUGAUCUUAUACAAUAGUGCUGCAGUCUUACAGUUGAUAUGAUUUCCCAUGAUGUAGUUAUCUGGAUAUACAUGACCUGUAUACCACAAUUUUCUUUAGAACCGUUGGACCCCAGUGUUGUGUUGUGCCUAUUCGUCAGCAUGCGGGGCUGUCAUGUCAAUCCUAAAAAGCACUGACUACCCUCCUUCAGUAUCUUCAAUUCUCAUAACUCACUCACUCUCAUCUUCCUUCAUUGUCAUUUAAGCAAACUCACAUUUAACAUACAGUACGUAGUUGGUCUCAACUGUAGGUUUUAACUAAACUGCUUUAAAAUUGUGUUUUUGUGAUGUUUUUGAGUGAAUACCGUGGCUACGAGUUGUGUGUUUGUUCGACUUUUCAUUUCGUGUAUGCUCGGUUGUUUGUGUCAUUUGUUUUCUUCUUGUAAAGCAAUACAGCAGUCUUUGCCUAUUGGACAGUAACUACAUCUUAAAACAGAUACAUAUACAGUAGGUACAGCUUAGAGUCUCAAACCGAACAACACACAUGACUCAGAAAGUGUUGACGUCAGCAGAUAAUGAGGCCAGCACAGCUGUUAGAACAAUGAAUGUGAGAAAGGACAUGGGUAUGCAUUCUUUUGGAUGGUAAAUGAAGUUUUAAUAAAGUGCAAUUGAAGUAAAUCUAUUGAUUAUGUACCACUAAUUAACUUGGUGGAGUGCCUACACGUUUGUUCAAGAGGGUAAGGGAACUUGUCGUUAAAGUUUGUGCUGCUUGUCCUAAUUUUAAGGAAAGGACCGGAAUUGGUGGCUACUUUAAAGAAGAUGCAUCAGUGUGACACAAAGCAUUGCUGGCUAGAUCUAGUCAGUUUUUACUUGUAAUGGGAUUUAGUCUACUGCAGGUGGUUUUACAGUGCAAAAGCUAAGCUUGGCAGCACACUGUUUAUUUAACGGUGACAUGUAUGUUCAGAAAGCGAUUAUGUUGGAGACAGCAGUUAUUAUAUUUCUCUUGUAGCAUUUAAUCAUUUAUGUAUGAAUAGCCUUUAUUAUACGGUCAUAAUCAUGUGUCCUGCUUCAGAAAACCUUACGUCACAUACUGUAGGUCUUUGGUCUCUUACAGCUAAAGGAAGUAUUCUGUUUAGAAUACAGCUAUUCUAAAAUAUUUGUAAUGAUGUUAAACGCAGUGCAUUUUUGCCUUAUUUUUAAGCAGUGAAGUGAGCUCAAACACACUACAAUCCGAAUAAAAUUUAAUAUUACUUAAAUACCCUUUAUUAGCACUAAUCGCCUUCAUACUGUUGAAGGUUUUUUAAAGCACUAUUAUUAAAUCUCAGCAAAUCAUUCAAAUUCCCACUGAGCUUUUGCUCAGUUAUAUAUUUAAUAGAUUAAAGUGCCACUGAUGAGAAAAUAAUUUACUUAAUUAUGAUCUAAGAAUUGGGAGGGGCAGAUAUUAUUUUGGUUAAUGGGCAAUAGUUAUUAUUAUUUAUGUAAUCAUGAUUUUGAAAAAAGGAGAGGUUUGUAGAUAGGUGUAUUUGAAUUAUGAUGUGCAGCUUUUAAAUACUCCUGAGUAUGGUUCUCAUUGAGGUUUGACUUUAUUUUGUAAGCUUCCUCUAGGUAAAUAAAAUGUUGUGGUCAUUUUGAACUCACUUUUUUUUUCUUUUAUGCAGUGUACCCUGUUUAUCCCCCCCCCCCUUUUUUUUCAUUUAACAGCUAUCGUUUUUCAUUAGUUACUAGAACACAUCUAAAUGUAAAUAUAUAUUUAUACAUUUAAUAUUGGCACUGAAAGAAAAAGUUGAAAAUUGGAAGGAACCUUAAUCAUGUUUUAAAAGGAUAUCAAGUAAAGCUUUGGUAUGUUAAGAAGUGCGCUUGUCAUUAAUUAUUAUUAUUAAUAUUAUUAUUAUUAUUAUUAUUAUUAUUGAAAUGUAACUGCCUUUUUCUGAGAAAAAGGCUGACAUGAAAGAAUGUUUUGUAUUUGCGUUUCUCUCUUACGGUCAUUGCUUUGGUAUGCUGGUUGUGGCUGUGGGUAGUGGGUUACUCUUGCAAACAGGAGUCUGAUGAGUUUCACAUAGUACCUUUGACAUCGUCUAGUCUUAAAACAUGAAGAGAACACUGUCCUAUACUGUAUUCAUAUAUAAUGUACAUCCCGUAUCAAAAGCCAGAGAGUGUUUUUGAUCAAAUUAAUCAAAAUCUGCUCUAAAAAGGGCGCAAGAGCAGAGACUGAAAUUCGCUAUGUAGUAUGAAUUUGGAUGUACCUCCUUGGCACUUGUGAAAACUUAUCAGAGAGCCACAAACAUGAAGCAUACCUCCCAAAUUUUUUUGAGGCUUCAUUAUACAACCACAAUCUUGUAUAAAACACAUUUUGUUAGAGUUACCUAUAUAAAAGUGUAAGAAGCCCCAUAAACAUCCUUAAACUAUAAUAAUAUACUAACAAAAAACAUACUAAGAGCAUGCAGAACAAUUGGGAUGUGUAUGGUAGCCUUUCAUGUGCAUACAAUGUCUUUUGCAGGUUUCCUUUCCCCCCCUCCUCCUAUUCAUUUUAAAAUUCAGUUUAUUUUCUGGUUUGAAAGAAGUGUUAAUUGUGGUCAAUUGUUAACUAGUGAUGUGAUAAUUAAAAAAAAUUAAAUAAAAUGUGUUUAAAAAUAUUGCAA